AUUGCCAUUGGUAGAGAGCGCAGAGGAAGGAAAAAAGACGGAGAGUUGGAAAGAGAGCAAUUAUGGCAACGACGACGUCGUUUCAGGGUUACCCUCAACCCCAACCCCAACCCCAACCCCAACAACAACAUCAUCAUCAUCAUCAGCCGACGACGGUUGAAGAGGUGAGAACCCUCUGGAUUGGCGAUUUGCAGUUUUGGGUCGACGAGAACUACCUCAAUUCCUGCUUCUCUCACACCGGCGAGGUAGUUUCAAUAAAGAUUAUACGAAACAAAAUCACUGGUCAGCCUGAGGGUUAUGGGUUUGUGGAGUUUGUUUCUCAUGCGGCGGCGGAAAGGAUUUUGCAGAGUUAUAAUGGGACUAAGAUGCCUGGAACUGAACAAACUUUCCGGCUAAACUGGGCUUCUUUCGGUAUUGGGGAAAGGCGUCCUGAUGCUGCCGGAGUUGAGCACUCCAUUUUUGUUGGGGACUUAGCCCCAGAUGUUACGGAUUAUCUCUUGCAAGAGACCUUUCGAGUUCAGUAUCCGUCUGUUAGAGGUGCCAAGGUCGUGACUGAUCCAAACACUGGACGUUCCAAAGGAUAUGGGUUUGUUAAGUUUUCUGAUGAGUCGGAAAGGAACCGCGCUAUGACUGAAAUGAAUGGCGUCUAUUGUUCAACUAGGCCGAUGCGGAUUAGCGCAGCAACACCAAAGAAGACCACUGGUUUUCAACAGCAGUACGCCGCUGCUAAAGCGGUAUAUCCAUAUCCGGCGUACACUACACCCGCUGUUCCUGCAGUUCCAGCUGAUUAUGAUACAAACAAUACUACUAUUUUUGUCGGCAACUUGGAUCCAAAUGUCUCAGAGGAGGAGCUGAAGCAAACAUUUUUGCACUUUGGGGAGAUUGUAUAUGUCAAGAUUCCCAUGGGCAAGGGGUGUGGUUUUAUACAGUUUGGGGCGAGGACAUCUGCCGAAGAAGCCAUUCAGAAAAUGCAGGGAAAGAUGAUUGGUCAACAAAUAGUACGGGUUUCUUGGGGAAGGAGCCCAACGGCUAAACAGGACGCAUCGGGGAGCUGGGGUCAGCAAGUAGAUCCAAGUCAGUGGAGCGCAUACUAUGGUUAUGGACAAGGCUAUGAUGCUUAUGCUUAUGGGGCUACUCAUGAUCCAUCCUUGUAUGCGUAUAGCGCAUAUGCUGGUUAUUCUCAGUACCCUCAACAGGUUGAAGGUGUUCAAGACAUAGCAGCCACUGUCCCAGCUGUAGAACAAAGGGAAGAGUUGGAUGAUCCGUUGGCUACACCUGAUGUUGAUAAGUUAAACGCUGCUUACCUGGCCGUUCAUGGAAGUGGCAUUUUAGGCCGUUCGUUAUGGAUGAGAACAUCGUCAUUUUCGCUGCAAGCUUAGACGUUCUUUCGAGAUGAUACAGUUGAAGAGAAUCGAGUCUUGGGGGAAAGAUUAUAGCAGCGAACUGCAAUUUGGCCAUUGGCAAGGGUUUGUUGCUUUGGAGUUUUGGUCACUUUUUAGAACCGUAACAUGUACCUUGCAUUGCUACAUGGUAGCAGAUAUAUAUAUAUAUAUAUAUUAUUGUUGACACAGUA
This is a messenger RNA of Morus notabilis, 1573 nucleotides long. RefSeq names its product polyadenylate-binding protein RBP47B'. NCBI's taxonomy places the organism in Eukaryota, Viridiplantae, Streptophyta, Magnoliopsida, Rosales, Moraceae. Gene Ontology annotation, cellular component: cytosol. The coding region runs from base 63 to 1379 and encodes 438 amino acids. Gene Ontology annotation, molecular function: mRNA binding. The record is from RefSeq and is a predicted model, not a curated record. The transcript has 8 exons.